Penicillium canariense is the source of this 1752-nucleotide messenger RNA. Its product is annotated as putative tetracycline-efflux transporter. The record is from RefSeq and is a predicted model, not a curated record. NCBI's taxonomy places the organism in Eukaryota, Fungi, Ascomycota, Eurotiomycetes, Eurotiales, Aspergillaceae. The transcript has 3 exons. Gene Ontology annotation, molecular function: transmembrane transporter activity. The coding region runs from base 1 to 1752 and encodes 583 amino acids. Gene Ontology annotation, cellular component: membrane. Gene Ontology annotation, biological process: transmembrane transport.
AUGGAGAACGAAGAACUCUUCGCGGGCGAAUCUGCCCUCGAUGCACAGCAGCAGGGCGGCCGCACUGCAACUGCAUCCAAACAUACCCCUUUGCUGGUCCUCACGGAACCUCUGCUGGCUGGCGAUGACAUCGAUGAUGACGAAUGGCCGCGGCGGCACGAGGUGCGAAUCCACGACAUAGACGACCGGCCGCAAUGGAGACGGCCACAUAUCUGGUGGCUGCUGCCAUUCGGGCUUAUCUUCACAUUGGGCUUCGGUGGUCUCGCUGUGCCCAGGAUCAACUUGAUCAUGUCCCUCGUCUGUCGUGAUUACUUCGCCGAGAAGACCUCUCGAGACCCCACCUUCACCUACCUCCCCGUUAUCUUCGGAGAGGAUAACUCCCAAUGUCGACUUCCCGAGAUCCAGUCCCUAGUCGCGAAAUUCCAGCUAUAUCUCAAUCUUGUCACCGGAAUUGUAUCAGCUUUGGUUAGCCCCCGCCUCGGCCAUCUAUCCGAUCGCUAUGGCAGAACUACAAUGAUCGCGCUGUGCGCGAUGGGUGCUGUCCUGAAUGAAGCCAUUACAGUAAUUGUCGCCUCCUGGCCCGAACAGAUGUCGGCUAAUUUACUCUUGGUUGGGGCGCUCAUGGACGGAUUGGGAGGCUCCUUCACCACCGCACAAGCUUUGAUUCAUUCCUACGCCUCAGACUGCACGCCGCCUGAUCGAAGGAGCGUGGCCUUUGGGCUAUUCCACGGCGCCAUAUUCCUUGGAAUCGUUCUUGGACCAACUGGUGCUGCAUAUUUGAUCAGCAAGACUGGAAAUGUACUCAUUGUCUUCUACAUUGGCCUUGCGUUCCACAUCUUCUAUUGCGUUGGGGUCUAUUUUAUUGUUCCCGAAUCUGUUUCCAAGGAACGGCAGCUAGAGGCCCGUGAGAGGCAUCGCGCGAAGGAGUCCGACCCCGGAGAUGGCAGCUGGUAUUCAUUGAAGGCCGUCAACCCCUUGAAUCUCAUCACACCUCUCAAGAUUCUCCUGCCCCCUGUUGGGCGGCCAAGUACUUUGUUCCCGAACCGUCGCGGCGCCAGCCCAGCACUGCGCCGAAAUAUCAUCCUGUUGGCUGUGAUGGAUACUGCCGUUUUCGGUGUUGCAAUGGGCACCAUCCAGGUCAUCAUCAUCUAUGCGGAGUACAUGUUCAAUUGGGGAAAUGUGGAGUCCAGCCUCUUUGUUUCCAUCAUCAAUGUGGUCCGUGUGGUGAAUCUUUUCGUGGUCCUUCCCAUUAUCGCUUGGCUCUUCCGAACCCCAUCUGAAGAUGACGGUCUUAUCCGCGGAUCAGACAUGCUGGACAUUGUUAUUAUUCGCUUGUCGGUUGUUUUCGACAUCCUGGGAUACGUUGGCUACGCGUUGUCGAAGCAUCCCUCCGUCAUGAUUCUCUCCGGUGCUGUUGCGUCGCUUGGAGGAAUGGGAUCACCCAUUUUGCAAUCAUCCCUUACAAAACAUGUGCCCCACGAGCACGUUGGGCAGUUGCUUGGUGCAACAGGUCUCUUGCAUGCUCUUGCCAGAGUGGUCGCGCCCACUGUCUUCAAUUUGAUCUACAGUGAGACAGUUGCAACAUACCCGCAGGCUGUUUUUGUGGCUCUUGCGGCUGUGUUUGCAGCUGUGUUCUUUUUGACCUUGCUAGUUCGACCCCAUGUCGCUCUUGAAACCAAGCCGGUAUCGGACGCAACAGGCGAGGCCAAUGAAGAGGGACAGAGUGAAGAAGAUCGGUUGCUCGUGCAAUAA